Molecule: messenger RNA, 1506 nt
Organism: Uloborus diversus
Lineage: Eukaryota; Metazoa; Arthropoda; Arachnida; Araneae; Uloboridae
Product: synaptic vesicular amine transporter-like
Exons: 15
Coding region: 1-1434 (477 amino acids)
Biological process (GO): transmembrane transport; aminergic neurotransmitter loading into synaptic vesicle
Cellular component (GO): synaptic vesicle membrane; terminal bouton
Molecular function (GO): serotonin:sodium:chloride symporter activity
Source: RefSeq, a predicted model, not a curated record
AUGAUUUGGAACAACGAAAUUUGGAAGCAACAAAAAGCAACUCGCUCUCUUAUAUUCAUUAUAUAUCUUUCCUUAUUUCUAGACAACAUGCUUCUAACAGUUGUCGUACCCAUAAUACCUGAUGUGCUUUACAAACUGGAGAAUAUGUCUUUUUAUAAGGAAGACACGAACAAAACACAAAACUGGUCUCAAUUCCACGAAAAACAACUAGGCUCUUUUAAUCUGUCUGAAAACUGCUCAACUUCAAGAAAAAUACGCAUACCCCAAGACAUCAUCAAUGAAAAUGAGGAGGUUGGUUUACUAUUUGCUUCCAAAGCUAUUGUGCAGCUCAUAAUCAAUCCCAUGGUUGGUCCUUUGACAAAUAGAAUCGGAUGCACCACUCCAUUCUUUGCAGGAUCCUUGAUUUUAGUGGUUUCUUCUCUCAUGUUUGCACACGGAGAAACGUUUUCUGUGCUAUAUGCAGCAAGAAGCAUUCAAGGCAUAGGAUCAGCAUGUAUAUCAGUAGCAGGUAUGGCUAUGAUAGCAGACAGAUAUUCUGAUGACAAAGAAAGAAGCAAAGUCAUGGGUUUCGCAAUGGGAGGCAUUGCUACUGGUGUAUUAGCUGGCUAUCCAUUUGGCAGUAUUACGUAUGACUUCAUGGGAAAGAAAGCUCCCCUUCUUGUUCUUUCUCUUCUACUCAUGUUUAAUUCAGCUAUGCUGCUGUUGUAUCUCCCACCACGCCUGGAGCCAGAAAGGUUUCUGGUAGCGACCAGUAUUUUGAAGUUAGUGGCUGAUCCAUUCAUCAUUUUAGCAUCUGGAGCUAUUUUUGUGUCCACAUUAUCAAUUGCUGUUCUUGAACCAUUCUUACCUAUAUGGUUGGUGGAUAAGAUCUCACCCCCUAGAUGGCAACUCGGUACCGUAUUCAUCCCUGAUAGUAUUGGAUACCUCAUUGGCACUAAUAUGUUUGGAUUGAUAGCUUAUAAAAUAGGAAGGUGGUUUACUGCGUUGUGCUCUAUGCUUUUGAUUGGUAUUAGUGCUCUAAUGAUUCCAGUAUCGUCUCGUAUUACGCAACUGGUCAUUCCUCACUUUGGACUGGGUUUAGGAAUUGGGGUCGUUGAUGUGUCAUUAAUGCCUCUAUUAGCGUUUCUGGUGGAUUCAAGAUAUGUGGCUUUAUACGGCAGUGUGUACGCCAUAGCUCAAGCAGCAGUCUGUCUUUCGUACUCUAUUGGGCCUUUACUAGGUGGCUAUAUAGUGAAAAACUUUGGAUUUCCAUGGCUAAUGCGGGCUAUCGGAAUUAUGAACCUUCUAUAUUGUCCGUUGUGCUGUUUUUUAAAAAUGCCUGCUGCUACCGAAGAAAACAAGGCUAUUUAUUUGAAUGGAGAUAACUCUGGAAGUGACACAUCCGCCAGGAACGAGGGACGCAGAGAAUAUUCCUCUUUCAGUAAUAAAGAUUAAAUCUGCCUUUUUAAGAAUAUGAUCUGAUUUGAGUUUGUUAGGUGGUUGAGUUAUCUUUGUUUCUUAUGUGCA